CAAAAAAAACACACAGAGGAGGCAGUGUGUUCAGAGCAGGAGAGACUCCCAGGUGUCAAACACGCACACGCACGCUCGCUCAGUGUGAAGGACGAACUGCGCGAGAAGGAGACGAAAACAACCGGAACAUUUGGAAAUAUCGAAACAGGGAAGUUGGAAUCGAGCGUGUCGGUGUCAGCGGUGGAGAAGUGCCGUCGGCAGCAUGUUCAGCUGGGUCAAACAGGAGCAAGGUGGACGCAACAAGGAAGGAGAGAUGUACCAGACGGUGACGGAGGGUCUCCAGAGCCUCUACCUCAAGAAGCUGCUGCCGCUGGAGGAGACCUACCUCUUCCAUGACUUCCACUCCCCGGCCCUGGAGGCGGCCGACUUCCAGAGCAAGCCCAUGGUGCUGCUGGUCGGCCAGUACUCCACCGGGAAAACCACCUUCAUCAGGUUUAUCUGCUCUCAGAUGCCCAAUCAGGUUCUUCAGAGCAUCAGCAUCAUCGACACGCCCGGUAUCCUGUCAGGAGAGAAGCAACGGAUCAGCAGAGGCUACGACUUUGCGGAGGUCCUGCGUUGGUUCGGCGAGCGGGUGGAUCGGAUCAUUCUGCUGUUCGACGCUCACAAACUGGACAUCUCAGACGAGUUCUCCGAAGCCAUCCGAGCCUUCAAAGGCCAAGAUGACAAGAUCAGAGUGGUGCUCAACAAGGCCGACCAGGUGGACACGCAGCAGCUGAUGCGGGUGUACGGCGCCCUCAUGUGGUCGCUGGGGAAAGUGAUCAACACGCCCGAGGUGGUGAGAGUUUAUCUGGGCUCCUUCUGGGCCAAACCCCUGCAGAACUCCGAGAACAGGCGUCUGUUUGAGGCGGAGUCUCAGGACCUGUUCAAGGACAUCCAGAGUCUCCCGAGAAACGCAGCGCUGCGUAAACUCAACGACCUCAUCAAGAGAGCGAGGCUGGCCAAGGUGCAGGCGUACAUCAUCAGCUACCUGAAGAAGGAGAUGCCGUCUCUGUUCGGGCGGGAGAAGAAGAAGGAGGAGCUGAUCAUGAGGCUGCCGGAGAUCUACACCAUCCUGCAGAGAGAGCACCACAUCAGCCCCGGAGACUUCCCCAGCGUCACCAAGAUGCAGGACAUGUUGCAGCACUACGACUUCAGCAAGUUCCCGUCUCUGAAGGUGAAGCUGGUCGAGUCGGUGGACAAGAUGUUGGCCACGAAGAUCGCCGGUCUGAUGUCGAUGAUCCGCGACGAAGAGUCCAAGCUGCCGCCGCCGAUGGUGUCCGGCGGCGCCUUCGAGGGCUCCCAGGACGGGCCCUUCGGCCACGGCUACGGCGAGGGCAUCAGCGCCGGCGCCGACGCCGAGGAUUGGAUAAUCGGCCGCGAGAAGCACCGCUACGACGAGAUCUUCUACAUGCUGAUGCCCAUCAACGGCAAGAUCACCGGGGUCAACGCCAAGAAGGAGAUGAUGAACUCGCGGCUGCCCAACACCGUGCUCGGCAAGAUCUGGAAGCUGGCCGACUGCGACAAGGACGGCAUGCUGGACGACGAGGAGUUCGCCCUGGCGCAGCAUCUCAUCAAGAUCAAACUGGAGGGAUACGAGCUGCCGGCCGAGCUGCCCGAGCACCUGGUGCCCCCGUCCCACCGCAAAAACCCCACCGCCGACGCCAUGUACAACCACAGCGAGGACUAGGGGGGGGCGGCAGCCGCCAAAGUUGGCGCCGUUUACCGGCCAAAUGCUGGUGAAAUGUGCAGGUGGCUGGUAGGGUUGGUAGGGGUGUAAAUCACAAGUUUUAUCACGAUACCAUCAGUCGAUUCUAUGGACAACGAUACCAUAUUUGAGGAUAUAUUUAAAGCCCAUUUAAAUCAGACACACACACACACACACAUGCAGACACACACACACACACACAUGCAGACACACACACACACACACACACACAUGCAGACACACACACACACACAUGCA
This is a messenger RNA of Perca fluviatilis (European perch), 1942 nucleotides long. RefSeq names its product EH-domain containing 4 (gene ehd4). Gene Ontology annotation, cellular component: cytoplasm; plasma membrane. Gene Ontology annotation, molecular function: calcium ion binding; protein binding; GTP binding. Gene Ontology annotation, biological process: endocytosis; endosomal transport. NCBI's taxonomy places the organism in Eukaryota, Metazoa, Chordata, Actinopteri, Perciformes, Percidae. The record is from RefSeq and is a predicted model, not a curated record.